This is a messenger RNA of Lymnaea stagnalis (great pond snail), 3536 nucleotides long. NCBI's taxonomy places the organism in Eukaryota, Metazoa, Mollusca, Gastropoda, Lymnaeidae. The record is from the annotation of a GenBank genome assembly.
CAUGGAAAAUAAACGUCAUGAUGACAAGAGAUAUAAUAGGAUUCUCAAAAAACAGCUGGAAACACUUAGGGAAGAGAGCAACCAUCUGCGUGACGUGGUGGAAGUUUUUUUUAAAAAUGUGAGUAUAUUUUGUUUGUUAAUAAUGUUUGCAAUUUUCUCCUUUUUACAACUGUUUUGCGCAUCCUCUUCAGAUCAUUCUUGAAAGGGCAUUAGACAAGAAAUGUAUGUCGAUAUGAGAGAGAGAGAGAGAAAUAAAGGGAGACAGAGAUGGUAUGAAAGAGAGAGAGAGAGAUGAGAGAGAAGAAGACAUGAAAGAAUAAAUAUGUCUGCAUUGAAGCUCACCAUAAGAAAGAGUAAAAGCUUUGCCUAAUUAAUGUACCAACCUUUGACUCGAGCAGGCUAGUGAGUAUCUGAAAUAAACCUUACACUCAAAAUCAGUAGAGCAUUAUCUGAAUCUUAUCAAAUCAAGGGACAGCCAAACAGUUGGAGCCAAUCGCAACCUACUAGCUGGAACCCUACAGUGUUAUUAAUAUCUUCCUUGGUUAUUUUUCCCGUUUCUUUCAUGUUAGUUACCUGGUUCAAUGCAAUAUUUUUUGAAAUGCGUUCAAUUUGAAAAAUAACACAUAUAAAACACUGAUUAUUGGAAAACCUGAAGAAAAAAACACAAAACAAUAGAAUGGGGGGGGGGGAGUAGAGAAGAAAGAAUUAAUGUUUAACUAAUAACCCCAAGUUCUUCGAAUUCAAUAAAUGAUGUCUUAGAAAUUAUUUCAUUAUGGAUCUGAAUAAUUUUGAGGUUUACUUAGCUGAGGUGUUGACUUAGUUAUUUUUCAUCCGUUUUUCUCUUUUGUCCUCAUACUAUGUGGUUUAUAUUUUAGGCUAAUUGCAAAUGUUUAAAACCAGUAAAAUAUCAGGCUAUGACAUUGCUUUUAUCAAAAGUUAUUAAAUAGUUAUUAUGCAUGUUAUGAAUGUUGAGCAUGUUAUGCAUUCAAUGCAAUAUUUUUUGAAAUGCGUUCAAUUUGAAAAAUAACACAUAUAAAACAAUGAUUAUUGGAAAACCUGAAGAAAAAAACACAAAACAAUAGAAUGGGGGGGGGGAGUAGAGAAGAAAGAAUUAAUGUUUAACUAAUAACCCCAAGUUCUUCGAAUUCAAUAAAUGAUGUCUUAGAAAUUAUUUCAUUAGGGAUCUGAAUAAUUUUGAGGUUUACUUAGCUGAGGUGUUGACUUAGUUAUUUUUCAUCCGUUUUUCUCUUUUGUCCUCAUACUAUGUGUUUUAUAUUUUAGGCUAAUUGCAAAUGUUUAAAACCAGUAAAAUAUCAGGCUAUGACAUUGCCUUUAUCAAAAGUUAUUAAAUAGUUAUUAUGCAUGUUAUGAAUGUUGAGCAUGUUAUGCAUGUUAAAGGACACUUCUAUAAUAUUUUCACAAGAUUUCAAGAAUAAAUUAUACAUUCAAGAUUUCAUGAAAAAAAUAUUUAAACACAAUGUCGUGAAAUAAAAUUGUUAAAAAGUCUGUGUUUCUUGGCAGGUUGAAAAAGAACUGCAAGAAUUGGAAAAUAAACCUAGAAGUUCGCAGGUCAGCUUUAAGAAAAUGUCCGUCACAAUUCAGCAGGCUAUUACUCACGUCGUGUCAAAUGCCUCAUACUUUACAGGUUGAAAUUCAAAAUAUAUGUUAAUUUUUAUAUCAAAAUGUAAACAUUUAACACCUGUUUAAAAAGGUUAAGAUUAAACAUUUGAUUGAUAAAAUAUAUUUAAUGUUAAUGAAGUUUUCAAGGAUCUUGAUAAAUAAAACAGAUCUCAGUGCAUGUGUAUUAUGUUAAUAUACACAGCUUUAAGGAUAUGUGUUUAUAAAUUAAAUUAAUUUGAAUAUUAAAUGAUUAAACACAUGAUCAAAUUAUCCGUUUGGAAAUCAUAAUAUAAAAAGAAAAGAAAAUAUUUUAGUUAUAUUUUGUGAUUUAUCAUCCAUUAUUUUUGUUAAAUAUCAUUAUAUUUGCGUUGAACGUCAAUAAAAUAUUUGUUAAAUAAGAAAUAGUUUAAUGAUUAAAUAAAUGAAUGGUCUUCAACACCCACCAAAAUAUAUGUUACCAUUGAAGGUGACGAUGAUGAAGUCGAAACUGAUGCGACAAUUACCACUUCACAAGGAGAAAACACAAAUGCUAUGCAGAACGUGUGCAGCAACGAGCCAGGCUUGCAAGAACAAACGGGUGUUUAUUAUGUCCCGAAAAAAAUUUAACACAAAUUAAGGAAUACGUUUGUGUAAUAAAUAAUAUGUUAUUUACUGUAUUACAUCGACUAUUAAACAAAUGGGUAUUAACAUUUUACUUUGCUGCAAAAGCACAAGGAAAAAAAUAUAUUUUAUUAUUUUUCGAAAUGAACCAUUUCAAGAAAGUAUUGAUAAGGCAGAUAUUGAUAUUACUUGAAACUUCUGAAAAACAUUUCAUAUAAAAAUUAAAGUGUUACAUUUCCCCGGAAGAGUUGACCUAUGUUCAAAAUAAAUUGAAACAUAUUUGUUAACGAUUUUUCAAAUUUAUUUAUAAUAUUAGUUUCUUUUUUUUAAGCAACGGUAUUGUGUGUAAAAUAACUAAUGACAUAAGUUUCUGGGACAUAAAAUCUCACAGACUCCCACAUUUAUACUCAUUAAUUUAUUUUAGCUUGCGUGUUUUUAAUGGCCGUAAAAUGUUGUCAACAUGGCCCUAAUUUAAACACAACACUGGAAAUAAAAUUUUGUUCAGUCUUACCUAACUUAACCACAACACUGGAAAUAUAAUGUUGUUCAGUCUUACCUAACUUAAACACAACACUGGAAAUAAAAUGUUGUUCUCUCUUGUCUAACUUAAACACAAUACUGGAAAUAAAAUGUUGUUCAGUCUUACCUAACUUAAAAACAAUACACUCUUUGCUAGCUAUAAAGUUUUUAAGUCUUACCUAACUUAAACACAACACACUAUACAAUACACUAGGGCUGUUACGAUUUACCAAAUUAAAACGAAUGUUCGUUACUAGCCAUAAAGUGUUUUUAAGUCUUACCUAAGUUAAACACAACACCCGUUUGAACAGUUAUAAAAAUAUCCGGGAUAUACGAAAAUCUCAUAAUCUGUUUAAUUACAAAUACGUUUAACGCUCUGAUUUUAGAUUGGAAAGGAUAUGACAGCAUUAAAAGGAAAAUAUCCUUGUUAGAAAGGGAAUAUUUUUCUCUUAAAGAAACUAUCCAAGAUAUUCAAGUAAAACAAGAAAAUGCUGACGUAAAAUUGAAAGACUUCUCAAGUCAACACCAUGAUUUGAACCAAAAACUGGACAUGUCCCAAGAAAAUAAUGUAAAUUCCAAGAGACGUCUACAAAGUAACAUCAACCAGCUGUCAGAUAAAACAACUGCUCUUUCAACAUCUCUUCAACAAUUGGAGGAAAACGGCAAUGACAGACUGGAUAAACUCGAAAAGGAAAUACAAAUAAUAAAUGGGUCAAAAGAUGUCGUCAAUACACACAUCAGCUCGGUCAGAUCGUGUGCCAAUGAUGCUGUCAGAUCUAUUGAAGGCUUAGAAAAAA